AUGGCGGCGCUGCCAUGGCAACAGCACCUGGCUGUGACUGUGCCCGGCACAAAGAUGGCGGCGCUGCCAUGGCAACGGCACCUGGCUGUGGCUGUGCCCGGCACAAAGAUGGCGGCGCUGCCAUGGCAACAGCACCUGAAAGUGGCUGUGCCCGGCACAAAGAUGGCGGCGGCGCCCCCCCGCUCCAGCCCCAUCCUCGCCCGCUUCCCCAUCCUCCUGCGGCAAGUGGCGGCCGCCAGCCACCUCAGAUCCACCAUCCUGCAGGAGAGCAAGGCGCUGCUGCGCUGCCGGACGGGCUCAGACCAGGCGGUGGCAGAAGCUCUGUGUGCCAUCAUGCUGCUGGAGGACAGCUCCCCACGGCAGGCCCUGGCUGACUUUCUGCUGGCCAGGAAACUGGCCAUCCAGCAGCUGCUCAACCAGCCCCACCACGGUGCAGGUAUCAAAGCUCAGGUGUGUUCCCUGAUGGAGCUGCUCACCACCACACUGUACCAGGCCCACGCUCUCUUCUACACCGUGCCCGAGGGGAUGGCCCCGGAUCCAGCCCUGCCCUGUGGAUUGCUCUUCUCCACCCUGGAGAGCACCACGGGCCAGAACCCCGCAGGGAAAGGAGGGGUGCUGGAGGAGGAUCUGAAGCUGAGCAGCUGGUUCAAGUACCUGCCCGAGUCCGUGGUGGAAUUCCAGCCGGCCCUGCGGACCCUGGCACACCCCAUCAGCCAGGAGUACCUCAGGGAGACCCUGCAGCAGUGGAUCAACAUGUGCAGUGAUGACAUCAGGACAGGGGUCAGGACCCUGCUGGUGUACGUGAAGAGCAUGAAGGGGCUGGCAGGGAUCCGUGACGCCGUGUGGGAGCUGCUGUCCAGCGACUCCAGCAGCCACAACUGGGAGGCCGUGUGCCGGCGCCUGCUGGACAGGCCCGUGUCCUUCUGGGAGGAGCUGCUGCAGCAGCUCUUCCUGGACAGGCUGCAGACUCUGACCAAAGAAGGCUUUGACUCCAUUUCAGGCAGCUCCAAGGAGCUGCUGGCUGUAGCCUUGCAGGAACUGGAGGUGAAAGCUGGCAGCGGUGCCCUGAGCAAGCAGAUGCAGCUGGAACACAACGUGGCUCUGUUCCUGUGGUCAGAGAGCCCCGGGGACCUGCCCGGGGACGCGGCGUGGGUCAGCGUGGGGCAGCGCGGGCCCUUCGCCAGGAGCGGGCUGGCCAUGAAGGCGCAGGCGCUCACCCCGUGCGUGCAGAGCUUCUGCUCCACGCUGGACUCCAAGCUGAAGGCCAGGCUGGAGGAUGUCCUGUCCUACCUCCCCGGGGACGACUCUGUCCCCAAGGAGCCGGCGGUGCCGGCGCGCCCCGCCUUCGACCGCUUCGCCGACGCCGGCACCGUGCAGGGGCUGCUCCGUGAGCGCUGCGUCGCCUGCACCCAGCACCUGCUGGGCUGCGUCCGGGAGCAGCUCCAGAGCCGGCGGGACACCCCUGGGGACACCAAGCUCAACGCCGUGCUCUUCAUGGCCAGGCUGUGCCAGGCCCUGCCCGAGCUGUGCCCUCACCUGCAGCACUGUGUGCUGGGCCAGGCGGGCGGCGCCGCCUUGGCGCCCAAGGAACCGCGCUCGGCCAAGAAACUGGGCAAGGGCAAAGCCCAGGAAGUGUCCCCCGAGCUGGCCAAGUGGCAGGAGGUGAAGGCAGAGCUCCUGCAGCAGAGCCUGCUGGCUUAUCAGCUCUGGAGCUCGGCUGUCACCAAAGGUCUGGUUGAGUGCUUCACCCACACUUUGCUGCUGGACACAGCUGGGUCUGUCCUGGCCACGGCCACCAACUGGGAUGAGAUCGAAAUCCAGGAGGAAACCGAGUCUGGGAGCAGCGUGACAUCAAAGAUCCGUCUGCCUGUGCAGCCCUCGUGGCACGCGCAGUGCCUCCUGUUCAGCCUGUGCCAGGAGGUGAACAGGGUGGGUGGGCACACCCUGCCCAAGGUGACGCUGCAGGAGCUGCUGAGGAGCUGCAUGGCAGAGGUGCUGGCUGCCUAUGAAAAGCUGGUGGAACAGAAGCAGGAGAAGAGGCCAGACAGCUUCCCCCUGACCCAGAGCAGAGCUCUGCAGUUACUCUACGACCUGAGGUACCUCAGCAUCAUCCUGACAGCCAAGAGUGAGGACACAAAACCCAGCAGGAUCAAGCAGGACUCCGGCAUUGAGAAGGUCAUCGACUUCCUGGAGGGACACAUCGAUCCCUUCGACCUGGAUGUCUUCACCCCACACCUGAACAGCAACCUGAACCGCCUGGUGCAGAGAACCUCGGUUCUCUUUGGCCUGCUGACUGGGACAGAGAACCAGUACACGAGCAGGGGCGGCGCUCUGAGCUCGCAGGAGCUCCACAACAUCCUGCCCUUAGCAUCCAGCCAGAUCAGGUUUGGACUGUUGCCACUGAGCAUGUCGAGCUCACGGAAGAGCAAGUCCAGUGCCAGGAGCACAGAAAGAGCCCAGGGCCCGGCUGCAGCCGCUGUGCUGCCCAGAGAGGACGAGGCGGCGCGCCCGGGCUCCCUGUUCCGGCAGCUCAUCACCGACGACGAGGACGCGGCGGCACCGUCCCUCUUCAAGCUGGGCUGGCUCUCGGGCAUGACCAAGUGAGGCAGCAAACAAUAAACCUGCUCUGGGUGUUUGUCUUCACUGAGAUCUCUCUGUCCCCUUGGCAGGAGCGGUGACACCUCCGGGAUUGUCAGUGCUUCCCAUCCUCGGGCAGAGCAGGGCGUGUCACAGGAAGCAGGCACAGCUUGGAUUGUCCUUGUCCCCUGGCUGCUGGAACAGAGGUGGAGCUGCUUUUUCACCUCCUAUCCUUAUAUUGUUGAAAUCAAAUUGAAGAAAUAAAAAAAAA
Messenger RNA from Cyanistes caeruleus (blue tit), 2848 nucleotides. NCBI's taxonomy places the organism in Eukaryota, Metazoa, Chordata, Aves, Passeriformes, Paridae. The record is from RefSeq and is a predicted model, not a curated record.